Orbicella faveolata is the source of this 1671-nucleotide messenger RNA. RefSeq lists its product as uncharacterized. The record is from RefSeq and is a predicted model, not a curated record. NCBI's taxonomy places the organism in Eukaryota, Metazoa, Cnidaria, Anthozoa, Scleractinia, Merulinidae.
AGAAAAAUGUCGCCGCGACAGUGACUUGGUCCAAAGAAGAAGGAUCUCUUCCCGCAGGAAGAUAUUCAAUCAUCAAAGGAGCUCUUCAUAUCAAGAAUGCGACAGUCGGUGAUAAUGGAAUGUACGUGUGUACAAUUCGUACUGACCAGGGGGCCGUACAGGCGUCUGUUACACUCAAUGUUAAAGCUCGUCCUCUUAUCUCUCUUCCCACGGGACCGGUAUACUCCGAAAGUGGACAGAGUGUCAAGCUCCCGAAAUGCCGGGUAAUCGGGUAUCCCCCUCCGGUGGUAUCCUGGACUAAACUUUUUGACCAGCUUCCCAGUGAAAGAGCAACCGUGCAAGGUCAUACCUUGACCAUAACAAAGACGGAAAAGAAAGAUGCAGGAACAUACAUCUGCACCGCUACCAACGCCCUGGGCACAUCACACGCCAUGACAGCUCUGAUAGUAAAUGUGUUGCCUCAGUUUACAGUCAAGCCGCCAGACAAGAUAGAACGUUACCAUGGACAGUCAGUCACACUAAACUGUUCUGCAAAAGGACACCCAGUACCCAGUAUCACGUGGGCAAAAUGUAAAGGAGACAUUCCAGAGGAGCGGUCACAAAUGGAAGGAGGACAACUGAAGAUAAAGAGUUUGAAGGCAGAAGACAGUGGUACCUAUAUCUGCUCUGCUCGAAGCGAGUUCGUUCACGUGGAGACUGAGGUGCAACUGAUUGUUAAAACUGCCCGAGACUGUGCCGAGCUGUUUUCUGCUGGCUUCAAGGAAAGUGGAGUGUACACAGUCAACCCAACAAACAAAUCCAGUUUUGAAGUGUUCUGUGACAUGAAGACAGACGGCGGUGGAUGGACUGUCUUUCAUAAACGCUUUAAUGGGUUUGUUGGAUUCUUUAGGAACUGGGACGAGUAUAAGAACGGCUUUGGUGACGUCAGAGGAGAGUAUUGGCUUGGAAACGAAAAGAUUCAUCAACUGACUGAGAUUCCGAGCCAGCUGCGAGUGGAAAUCAACACAACAUCCAAUGGGAAUAAAUAUGCCAUGUAUAGUAAUUUUUCGGUUACUAACGAGGCAACUAACUACACACUGUUUGUUGGUUUCUAUUCUGGCUCAGCGAGGGAUCAACUUAAAAACCAUAACGGUAUGGCUUUCACUACCAAGGACCGGGAUAAUGACAAAAACAGCGGUAACUGUGCUAUAAACUACAGAGGAGCUUGGUGGUAUCACAACAGUUACCACUCGAGUCUGAAUAGUAACUAUGGAGACAGUGAUUAUUUUUGGUACUGGAGCCCCCUCAAGGGAAGUGAGAUGAAACUCAAACCAAAAUCUCCGUGAACGACACAUUUUAGUUUUUGCCGGGGUAAAGUCCGUUCAAACCGAAUGAAUCAGGAGAAAAAGCUUUUAAAAAAUAAUGAUUUUUUUAAAAAUAGUUUCUUUUACAGUGCAUCAUGAUUUGUAGCUAAAAUGGUACUCUUUUCAAGGUGGCCUUCCAUCAUCUGCACCAAGCAACCACAUCUUUCUCUCCCACGUUUCCCUGGACAUUCUACGCAGCGUCUGUCAGUGAUGUAAAUCACAGAUCAAUUAAAUAGAGCAGUUUCCAAUUAAGCGUCGAAAAACCAAAACCAAAGUAAUCACUCUGGCCAAUCACAAAGCACCCAGACAAUUCAGAGAACCAAUCAAA